AUGAGCCCGCCUCCAGCACGACGCACUCCAGCUGAGCCCGUCCAGACUGCCGGAACGUCCAGGCAGCAAGAGGAUCACGGGAACAAAUGCAGUACAUCACCACCAGUAGCAGUAAACUUCAACAAGAAAAUGAUCAAUGAGAAAGCAGAGAACAUCAACCACGAAAAUCACCAAGGAGAAGCAGAUCAACAGUCAGUGCUGUUGGCAACAGCACGAGUAAAAGUAAUAUCACCGAGAGGAUUCACGACAGAAGCCAGUGCACUCAUCGAGCAGGGUUCAGAGGUAUCGUUUAUCUCCGAACAAUUAGUUAAUCAGCAUUUACAGAGAAGAGCAUCAACAGUGAAGCUAGUGGGAAUUGGUGGAAUUAAUUCAGGACACACCAGAGGAAUAGUUUCAGUCAUUCUACAAGCGAGCCAUGGGACUCAUCAACUGCAACUCAACGCCCACAUUUUAAAGAAGCUCACCGCAAUAAUUUCGUCAUUUUCAUGCUCGUCAGCGAGGAUCGGCUCACAUCAGAAUCUUCAGCUAGCCGAUCCCCAUUAUCUAAGGCCUGGACCAAUCGACAUCAUAUUAGGGGCUGACAACUAUGGGCGGAUCAUCAUGGAUGAAGUUGUCAAGUCAGAGCAAUCGAGAGUAGUUGACCAAUGCACAGUAUUCGGUUGGAUACUAUCCGGACCAAUCGAAUACACAAAUUGUUCAAUAAAGGUAUCUCUAUCAGCUGUCCAGAAAUUUUGGGUCCAGGAAGAAUUGCCAAACGAGAGAUCAUCAACAUCAGAGCUUUCACCAGAUGAGUACGAGUGCGAGAUGCACUUUAGAGCAACUCAUAGCGGAGACAACACCGGGCAAUACAUCGUGAGACUGCCCCUCAAAACUUCAGCAGCAGCGCUCGGAGAAUCGAAAUUUAAAGCAGCACGUCAACUCAAAUCGAUCGUGAGUCGACUCAACACAGAUCAAGUAUACUCCCAGUUAUACAGAGACUUCAUCAACGAGUACGCAGCACUGGGGCACAUGAGAAUAGCACCAGAGACUCCAGAACCCGUGCCAGCCUACUAUCUUCCACAUCACGGGGUACUGAGAGAGGAGGCCAUCACAACGAAGCUGAGAGUCGUAUUCAAUGCCUCCAGCCCCAGUUCAUCAGGUAUGUCACUUAACGAUAUACUGUAUUCUGGUGAAGAAUUGCAGAACGAUGCCAUGUUUAUCCUGACUUGGAUGAGGAGGCACAGGCUCGUGUUUGGCACGGAUAUUGUCAAGAUGUUCCGCCAGAUACGAAAUCACCAAGAUGACUGGGAUCUUCAGAGAAUCCUGUGGAUCGACGAGAAUCAACAACCAGUCACCUACCAGUUAACAACAGUCACCUAUGGACUAAAUUGUUCUCCAUGGUUGUCGUUACGUGUUCUUCAACAACUAGCAGAAGAUGAAGGGCACCGCUUCCCAGCAGCAGUAGAGACACUCACCAGAGGUCGUUAG
Diachasma alloeum is the source of this 1467-nucleotide messenger RNA. RefSeq lists its product as uncharacterized. The record is from RefSeq and is a predicted model, not a curated record. The transcript is spliced from 2 exons. Bases 1 to 1467 code for a protein of 488 amino acids. Lineage: Eukaryota; Metazoa; Arthropoda; Insecta; Hymenoptera; Braconidae.